Eupeodes corollae is the source of this 3334-nucleotide messenger RNA. It is a transcript of the gene Tti1, whose product is annotated as TELO2-interacting protein 1 homolog. Gene Ontology annotation, cellular component: cytoplasm. The record is from RefSeq and is a predicted model, not a curated record. NCBI's taxonomy places the organism in Eukaryota, Metazoa, Arthropoda, Insecta, Diptera, Syrphidae. The transcript has 10 exons. Bases 89 to 3313 code for a protein of 1074 amino acids. Gene Ontology annotation, biological process: chromatin remodeling.
GUUUAUAAACUAAAAAAACUACCAAUCACUCAAUAGUGCGGUUAAAAACAAAAUCAAAAUUAUUUUAAAUUUAAAAACAAUUUAAAAUAUGUCGGGUCUUGGUUUUGAAGAGUUUGUUAUGCGUGCCAAGCGCUAUGUUGAAAAUUUCAUACGAACCCCGAACAAAAAAACCCUGGAAGCUGCCGAAAAUGAACUCCAAAAAUAUGACGGAAUUCAAAUGCAAAUGUUUCAAGUUCGUCUUUUGAUGCCUUUAAUGUUGAAAUUAGAUAAAUUAAAUGGGGAAAACAUCGAAUUACAAGCCGGUAUCAUCAGACUCAUGAAAACCGUCAUAUCGCGAACCUAUUUGAAAGAUGUUAAAGCCAUCAAAACUAUGUUAUUGAUUCUCAUCAAACAAGUGAGGGAAUGUGACAAGUCUUCUAUAAAAUCAAACCUUUCUGAAGAAAUUAAAUUAGCUACAAUCGAAUGCAUUACUGAGAUAUUCCAACGUUCAACUUCGGAUGUUUUGGAGCAAUAUUACACCAAAGAAUCAGCUUUAUUCAUGGGUCAGAUACUCUUAACGUCUGUAGAAUUUGUGGCCUUCGAAAAAUAUCGAAAAUUAGUAAUUUCUUCAAUUCACUGCCUUAUGGCUGUGUUCUUUGUCCAUGACAGAGCCGAUUCUUGUGAUAUAGUUCUGCGGAACCAAGUUGCCGAUACCUUGUUUGUCUUUGUCCCAAAAGUAAUAACGCAGCUCUUUAAAACUGCGUUAUCAGAUGAGAAACUGGGAGAAACAUUGAUUUCAACUGCCAUCAAAGCCCUCGGACGUAUUCUCCUCAUAAUGUUUGACAAGGGCGACAGUGGAUCAUUGCCCAAAUACGAUAAGAAAUCCUUCAUUGACCUUGUAACCAAAUCCCUAGAUUCCCAAACUAUCGACGAUAACAAAGAUCGCUUCAUAAAAAGUCCCAAAUAUUCAAAGCCAGACCUCGAAGAACAACUCAAUCGACUGCAGUCAGAGGGCAGGACCGCUCCAUGGUUCGAUGAGACAGCCUCAAAGUUGAAAAAUCUACUCCCAAAGUUGUCAAUUCUUAGGGCGAACCAAUCGAGAAGAAUUCGUUUCGAAUACGCGAAGCUGUGUUGCCAAUUAUUGGAGAAAUGUUCCUCACGGUUGGGUGACAACAACAUCGAGCUAUUGGAAUCCAUCAUGGCCAUGUCUCAAGAUGAGGAUGUGGCAAUCCAGAAACUGUGCUCGAACUGCAUAAACUCACUUCAACGUUCCGAAUGUAGCUUGAUUUUCGAUGACUUGGUUGAUGUUUUGUUCGAUAAGCAUCUCACAAAGCUGCCGCGUGUCAUCAAUCGCUGCGAAGAAGAAGAACAAUAUUCAGAAUUCUUGUUCUUUAAGGGAUUUUUUCAGAGCAUUUGCGAUCGUAGAUUGAAGCUACUGUUUACAUUUUCCAAGAAUCUCGAGGAAUUUUGUCUCUGCUUGAUUUCUGCCUUUGAAUUGCGAAUGCAUCCAAGUUUGCUCGCCGAGGAGUAUGCUCUUCGAGAUAUUUGCGAAGAUGAACAUGUCUUGCAUACAAACACUUGGCGAAAGUUUAAGAAUGUUGAUUCAAUGAGAGUUUUUAAGUUGUUGUGUGAUAUUUGCCAGAAUUUGGCACGUCCUGAGAUCUGUAACGUUGUCUAUGACUAUUUAAUGGAAUUGCUUCAUUCGAGCUGCGAAAUUGUCAAUGAAAUUAUUCUCAUAACGGGGAUCUUACUGAGCAGUAAAUCAGGCAGCAAGAGAGAUGAAAUUGUCAAGACGUUUUUGAAUGAACUUCUAGACGAAAGUCAUUGGCAUUUGGCACUGCAUCCGGAUGAAAUGCAAAGACUUAAGGUCAAAAAGAAAUCAGAUUGGUAUGUUGACCGCACGCCUGGUUUGUAUGAAUCUGCAAUUGAGAUAAGAGUACAAGACUGUAAUUCAGAUGAUUCCGAUGAUGAAGAUAGUAGACUUAAUACAGUCAAUGUUGCGGAUGCACAACUAAAUGUACUUCAUACUUGCAUUGUCUUGGAUGCUCUUGGGAAUGUAGCUGUGGCGAUGGGAGAACGGUUUAAACCUUUUGUUUUUCAGGCACUCCAUAAAGUGCUACUCAAAGCAGGCAGCAGUAAUUACAACGUGUAUGUGUGUGGAAGCUACGCGCUUUCGGCAGUGCGUAAAGCUUUGGGUUACAAUGAGGUGUACGAACUACUUGAAGAAUACACGGACUACAUUUCCUAUCAUAUGAGAACUUUAUUGAAAAGACCCUCAGAAACCCAAUCAGCAUGUGAUAUCCUUUCAGUUGUCUUCCGAUAUAGUUCUCUCAAUACUGUUGCCUACAUUGAAUCAAUUUUCUCAGUUAUUCAAGAUGAAUGUGCCAAAGCACAUCAAAAAGACAAUGUCAUAUCCUAUCUCAAGGUAUUUCAUGUCUUCUUUGAAAAUGUUCCCAAAUGGACAGUUCAUGUUGAGGGUGUUGGAAAGACCCCAGAUGAAGAAUUUAGCGAAAUGCAAAUAGAAGAAGAAUCGGAUCUCUUUACAAAAUGGAUGAAUAUUAUUAAUAAACCCAAACUCGAGAUGAUGAAUAUUAAUGACGUUGUACCAAACGAAACAAUGGAACAAGACGAAGAAGCCAAUCAUCAGUUGGAUGAAGAAGAAAAUAGAGAAGACGAAGAAAUGAAACCCGAACUACCUCGUUACAUUAAGCUCACAAAUGAAAUAAUUGGACAAAUUAUAAAAUUUGUUUCUUCACAAAACAAAAUGCAACAAAUUGUUGCGCUUGAGUGUCUUAUAAGUGGAUUGCCACUACUGAAGGACUACGAAAAUGAACUACUUCCUUUAGUCCAUCGAAUAUGGCAACCAUUUGUUGAACGUGUCAAGGAUAAAGAUCCAAUAAUACUCAAUCGGUGUUUCACCUUACUCGAGGUGUUGGCAAUUCUUGCCAAAGAUUUCCUUCUGCGAAGGACAUUAAAGGAAGUCCUUCCAUUUCUUGUGGGAUUUCUAACGAGUUCAGUGGCAAGAAGCAAAACUGAACAAAGUUUAGCGCAAACACAAGAAUUUAAACUUCAAUCAAAAUUAUUGAAGGAAUUCCCUACAUUGAUUGUUAAUAUGGACAUUGGAGGAAAACAUUUCAAUAGUAUUUCACAAGCUGUUGCUUUGUACCUGUCUAAGAAACAACCAUUAACUUUACAAACUCUAGCUAUUGAUUAUUUCAAAGAAUUGAUAACAUACAAUGGACCUUUUGUGUAUAUAGUUGUUUUAAGAAGAGAAAAUAUGUUAGAAUAUAAGGAAAAUGUUCAUAGAGUCUUGGAUUCAUUCAAGGUCAGAUAAAAGUUUAAAAAGAAAAUUUAA